Messenger RNA from Fusarium odoratissimum NRRL 54006, 1155 nucleotides. RefSeq lists its product as uncharacterized. The record is from RefSeq and is a predicted model, not a curated record. Gene Ontology annotation, molecular function: hydrolase activity. The transcript has 4 exons. The coding region runs from base 95 to 961 and encodes 288 amino acids. Lineage: Eukaryota; Fungi; Ascomycota; Sordariomycetes; Hypocreales; Nectriaceae.
CCCCCAAUCACCGGACCUGUCCGCAAAUUGACUGACCUAUUUCUUACAGCUCUGACUCCCAACUUUCUUCAAACUUUAACCCUUCAUCGCCACUAUGCGUCCCUUCGCUCUCUCUGCUGCCGUUUUUGCGGCCACGGCUCUCAGUCAAAACAAAGGGGAGAAAACGGAAUGCGCGGAUGGAUUGUACAUGAUUGCUGUACGGGGCACUGGUGAGGACAAGGGAUCUGGAAGAAUCGGUGAGAUCGCAGAGGAUGUUAGCAAACGCGUCAAUGGCUCAAUUGUCAGCCCUCUUGACUAUCCCGCAACUCUCCAGGAUCCCGACUACUUCGAUUCCGAGGAAGCCGGAGUCAAGGCCCUGUCUGCAGCCCUCGAUGACUAUCACAGCUCAUGCCCCAACGGUAAAAUUGCCGUAUUUGGCUACUCUCAGGGUGGACAAGUUGCAACUGAUGUAUUCUGCGGGGGAAGCGACAACAAGCCCUUGACCAUGAGUCUCGUCAAAGACAGCGUUGUUGCGGUCAUCGCGUUCGGCGACCCAAGCCACGUGGCAAACUUGACGUACGACAGGGGCACUAGUAAAAACGACGGAAUCUUCGAACGUCCCAGCAACGAGACAAAGUUGUGCGAGGACAACUACAGUGACAUCAUCCGCUCGUACUGUGACACAGGCGAUGUAUACUGUGACGUGGGUAAGAACAACGAGACCCAUGGUAGUUACUUUGAGAAGUACGGUAAAGAGGUGGUCGAUUUUGUCGUUGAGCGGUACGAGAAGGCGUUGAAAGACGAGAGUACAUCAACACAAACUAGCACAGCUGCUGCUACUGCCGAGACAAGUGGUUCCGCAACAGCCAGUGAUGCACCAUCGGCCACUACAGCUGCUCCGGGCAACGCUGCGGCGGGAUUGGUACCUGGUCUUGUCCUGGCUAUGAUACCCCUGGCUUUGGCCGUGUCAGAGUACCUUUGAUAGGAUCCCGUGACAGGGGAAAAUAUCUUGCUGCACUCUUAGUCCAAGUAUUGCUUGAAUUCGAUGAAGGUUCUGGGAAAGCUACUACUCUUGACUAAGUUUCGACCUCUGUAGCCAGCGAAUCAAGUCAGCACGACUCGAUCAAUUUCUAUAUCUUUUUGCCAUCCUGCCCUGACCCCAACCCCUGAGCUGGG